AUGGCCAGCGUGGCAGAGGAUCGACCCAUAGGGCCGCUUCCAGAUGUUCCAGGACAGAGAUACGUCUCCGUGUAUGCAUUGCACGCCGGCUCGGUAUUCCUGCCAGACCGGGAAGUCUUCGACGACUCGCUAGACACAGACACAGGUUCUAAAGUGCCCAGCUUCGCCUUCCUGAUUCAGCACGGUCAACGGGGGAAGUUAUUGUUUGAUCUCGGGCUGAGGAAGCACGGCAUGGGAUAUCCCCCGGCAUGGAAUGAGACCUUGCAGACGUUCACAGUCGAUUGUCCUCACGACAUUGUCGAUAUCUUGAACGGCGGGGACGUCGCUCCAAGUUCGAUCAACACAAUCGUGUACAGCCAUCUCCACUUUGACCACGUUGGUGAUCUCUCUCCCUUCCCGUCCGCCGAACUCGUGGCCUUACCGCGCUACCCAGACAGCCUCUGGCAGGAGUUCCCUCCGCACCAGAAAGUCCGUUACAUCCAGUUCGAAGACAACGUGCCACCAUCGCGCGUCGUAGCUCCCCUCGGGUCCUUCGAUCGCGGACUUGAUUUCUACGGAGAUGGCUCGCUGUAUCUGCUUGACGCACCGGGCCACUUCCCGGCCAUCUCGGCGCCCUUGCUCGCCCGAGAGAACUAUGAUGAGCUCGAUAUCGCCCGGAAGACGGUCGACAGGCUGAAAGCUAUGCAUGCUGUGGACAAUGUCGUGGUCAUCCUCGCGCACGAGAAGGAGAGACUGGACGAGAUGCCUCUAUUUCCGACAGCUCUUGACGAUUGGGCAGUCGAAGAAGCGCAGAGGAAGAGGGGCUAG
Fomitopsis serialis is the source of this 807-nucleotide messenger RNA. RefSeq lists its product as uncharacterized. The transcript has 5 exons. Bases 1 to 807 code for a protein of 268 amino acids. NCBI's taxonomy places the organism in Eukaryota, Fungi, Basidiomycota, Agaricomycetes, Polyporales, Fomitopsidaceae. The record is from RefSeq and is a predicted model, not a curated record.